AUGAAUAUUCUAGCAUCAUUAUCGUGCAAAGAUGAACUACACUUAGUGUACGGUGGUCUGUCUAAUGUUGCAGCACUCAGAGUCAAUACCAUUCUAGCGUCAGGUGCAAUUCCCAUGCUAGUCCAAGACACCAGUGUUGAUAAGUUCCCUGUAUCUCUUCGAGCACUUAUUGAGGAAGAAAAGGUGCAAUGGGUCACCAAGUCCUAUUCCAAAGAACAGCUCAUAACUUUGGGUCGAGCAGAUGUCGGAAGUGUCGUAGAUCGUGUUUUCGUUUGUCUUGACUCAGAUGACAUCAGUCUUAAAUCGGAGAUUUCCGCAGAUUGCAAACGCCUCAGGAUUCCCGUGAAUGUGACUGAUUCAGCACCUCUCUCGUCUUUCACUUUGUUAUCCUCUUAUUCAGCAGGUGACUUCCAGUUGGGUGUAACGACCUCAGGAAAAGGUUGCAAAUUGGCCUCCAGAAUCAAAAGAGAACUCGUCUCUUGUCUUCCUCCAAACAUCAAAGAUAUUUGCAAUCGCGUUGGCGAACUAAGACAGCAGCUCAAAGAAUGUGACCAGCAGGAAACUGGUGAUGACGAUGAUGAUGCUGUGAACAGCUCUAAACUCAAUUCUUUGAUUCGUGAAUUUGAUAUGAGCAAAGAGCAACAAGCAGCUCAAAGGGCUAGGUUUCUCUCGCAGGUUGUUGAGUACUACCCAUUGUCAGAACUCGCAAAUCUCACCAUUGAGAAGUUAUCUAAAGAGUAUUCAGUUACGAAAGAACUUGAUGACACCCAAGCAGCCGCCCAUAGCAGCGAAUCAACCGUCAAAAAGGGCUCAAUUUCUCUUGUCGGCGCUGGCCCAGGUUCGGUCUCGAUGCUCACACUUGGCGCUCUCCAAGAAAUACAUUCCGCUGAUUUGAUUUUGGCUGAUAAGCUUGUACCUCAACAAGUUUUGGAUCUUAUUCCACAAAAAAGAACACGUUUAUUUAUUGCUCGUAAAUUCCCAGGAAAUGCGGAGAGAGCACAGCAGGAACUUCUUGAGCUCGGCCUCAGUAGUCUUCUCAAGGGCGAAAAAGUGGUACGUCUCAAGCAAGGCGACCCAUACAUUUUCGGAAGAGGUGGCGAAGAGUUUUUGUUCUUCAGUUCUCAUGGAUUUACUCCUCGUGUUCUUCCUGGUAUUACUUCCGCUCUCGCCGCCCCUGUUUUCUCGAAUAUUCCUGCUACUCACAGAGACGUUGCAGACCAGGUUCUUAUUUGCACAGGCACAGGUAGAAGAGGUGCUUUACCAGAUUUUCCUGAGCACGUUGAUUCUAGAACUACUGUUUUUCUCAUGGCGCUCCAUCGUAUCGUGGAUCUCAUUCCUCAUUUAAUUAAGGAGAAACAGUGGCCCGCAGAUUUGCCUGUAGCUAUUGUGGAACGCGCUUCCUGCCCAGACCAGCGAGUUGUGAGAACUACCCUUUCGAUGGCUGCUGAGGCUGUAGAGUCUUUGGGUUCGAGACCACCUGGGUUGUUCAUCGCAGGUAGGGCUUGCCAUACCCUCGGCGGAGAUCUGAAGGAGAAAUGGACAGUAGAAGAAGGCUGCGCAUCUGCUUCAAUUGGCGGUCUUCUAGAAAAGUUAGCCCACGAGUAG
Molecule: messenger RNA, 1605 nt
Organism: Australozyma saopauloensis
Lineage: Eukaryota; Fungi; Ascomycota; Pichiomycetes; Serinales; Metschnikowiaceae
Gene: MET1
Product: uroporphyrinogen-III C-methyltransferase
Exons: 1
Coding region: 1-1605 (534 amino acids)
Biological process (GO): siroheme biosynthetic process; sulfate assimilation
Molecular function (GO): uroporphyrin-III C-methyltransferase activity
Source: RefSeq, a predicted model, not a curated record